AAUGACCCCAUUUAUAGGGUGUAAUAUAUCACUGAAUGGCCAGUAUGAUUGACCAGUAUGAUAAUGAUAUGCCAUUAUAGUAAUCAAGUCUUUUAAUUACACACCUAUGGAUGAUUUUGGGGAAGAUGUGUUAGAAAAAUCACAAACUGAUGGAAGAAUUGUGUGCAGUUCCAGAGUAGAAUCUAUGCCAAAAUACACUGAGGUUGUUUUGGAAUGUUAUGAUUAUCCAACACCCUACUAAACUGAUAUUACCUGCAGUACGGCAACAAAAUUAGCUGGAGUCAUGAAUAGAAUGCUUGUAAUUGCAAUUAUCUGUUUGUCUAUAUAAUUUAGGUCUUUGGACUUAUUCUUUCAAGAAGCUAACAUCUGCAUCGUUUAUGUUUUUUUUUUCAUCAACAGAUGCAACGUUUUAAACGAGCUGUUUAAGCUAAAUAUCCCUUGUUCGAAUGAAUUGUGUAUUAGCCUGAGUUGGAUAUUGAGUACAAUAAUAAUAAUUUGUCAGGCACUAGGACCAGGGGCAUGCCCUUUCCUGUGGAGGCACUCAGACAGACUUCUUACUCUAACUUUUCACAGCAAUCUGUUUCUCAGCCACUACAGAGCAGUGUGGCACUGGAUGACAGAAGGAUUUGGUUUUCCUGAUCUGGAAUUUGGGAUUAAAUGGAAGAAUAAAGUUUGGAAUUUUUUUUACUUCAAAACUCUGGAAUGUCAGCAGUUUACAUACAACACUUUGGAAAGUGUCAGAAGAGGAAUGACAAGAAGUGCUGAAUACAGGGAGAAAGACAUCUGAGAAUCAGAGAGCUUGUAGAAGCUAAUGACUUGACACUGGCUGCUCAUACCAUUAUGAAACCCCAGUACUCCCCCUGAGGCCAGACAGGAAAGACGAGUUCAUUUGGACACGUCUCACAGGUCCUGCUUUGCCCAUGCGGUGGUCCAUGUUAGCUCUGCUGCUCCUGUUCUGCGGCCACAAUUUGGCAUUGCGAGCGGGCGAUAUCUGCCCACAGGACAGCAAGCAUGAGCAGACAUCUGAUACCACUCCCACCGUGGACCCCAAACUCUUCAACAAGAGGCGGUACCGGUCACCUCGCGUGCUUUUCAGUGAACACCCCCCCGAUUCAGAGCCUUCAGAACACCAGGGCUCAAAGGACAGGACAAAGAGGCGGGCAGGACAGCCGCAGAACCGUGGCGUGUACUCAGUGUGUGAGAGCGUCAGCUUCUGGGUGGGUAAUAAGACAAAAGCAACGGACAUCUCAGGCAAUGAGGUAACUGUGCUGCCUGACGUCAACAUCAAUGAUGUUAAGAAAAAGCAGUACUUCUUUGAAACGGUGUGCAGCGAGUCCAGAACCGGGGGCUCUGGAUGUCUUGGGAUUGAUGUGCGCCACUGGAACUCAUACUGCACCAACUCUCAUACAUUUGUGAGAGCACUGACUUCUUUUAAAAACCUGGUGGCUUGGAGACUUAUUAGGAUCAACGUAGCCUGUGUGUGUGUGCUCAGCCGCAAGUCAUGGAGACAAUGACAGUAUGUCAUAUAAAGGUUGACUUAUUGAUGUCGUAUAUUGAUGUUAUCGGUACCAUCAAUAAAAAGAUUAUGAACAAGGCGAUCAUUUGAUAUGCCUUAAUACUAUUAUUAUUUCUUUGGCUUUAUGAGAGUCUAUUCGAGAGCCAUGUGGAAAAAUCUGUAGCAGAACAUAGUAUCCUAUUAUAUUUCAAGAUGGACAUGCGUAGUUUACUAUGCGGACUACAGAGAUAACAGAUCAAAAAUGCUUGUUUAUGAUGACUGCAUGUGUUAUGCAUUAUUUUGUUAUUGUUAUUGCUAUUGUUAUUUAUUAAAUCUGAAGCAUUAUUA
Messenger RNA from Silurus meridionalis, 1843 nucleotides. It is a transcript of the gene ngfb, whose product is annotated as nerve growth factor b (beta polypeptide). The coding region runs from base 921 to 1514 and encodes 197 amino acids. NCBI's taxonomy places the organism in Eukaryota, Metazoa, Chordata, Actinopteri, Siluriformes, Siluridae. The record is from RefSeq and is a predicted model, not a curated record. Gene Ontology annotation, biological process: nerve development; memory; positive regulation of collateral sprouting. The transcript has 3 exons. Gene Ontology annotation, molecular function: growth factor activity; nerve growth factor receptor binding.